Molecule: messenger RNA, 1797 nt
Organism: Morchella sextelata
Lineage: Eukaryota; Fungi; Ascomycota; Pezizomycetes; Pezizales; Morchellaceae
Exons: 5
Coding region: 1-1797 (598 amino acids)
Cellular component (GO): nucleolus
Molecular function (GO): GTP binding
Source: RefSeq, a predicted model, not a curated record
AUGGGAAAUUUUAAGAAAGAGGCCUCCCGUCGUGGCCGUAAGGACACUGCCGGCGAUGGCAUGUCCAAUGUCAAAGUUAAGGGCGAGAAUUUCUACCGCGAUGCCAAAAAGGUUGGGCGAUUGAAUAUGUAUAAGGAGGGGAAACCUAUCCGAAAUAAAAAUGGAGAUAUUCUUAAAGCUGCUUCUUUCCAAUCCCGAGAAAUUCCAACCGCCCGAAUUGAGCCCAAUAGGAAAUGGUUUGGCAAUACAAGAGUUAUUUCGCAGGGCGCUCUUACCUCUUUUCGAGAGGCAAUGGCCCAGAAAGCGAAUGACCCGUAUCAAGUUCUUUUGAAACAGAAUAAACUUCCCAUGUCUCUUCUCGCGGAUCCUACUUCAAAGCAACAUGCUGCGAAAAUCCAUGUCGAGACAGAACCCUUUGCUCAGACCUUUGGUCCAAAAGCACAGCGAAAACGUCCUAAAUUGGCAGUUUCCACUUUGGAGGAUUUAGUAGGCGAGUGUGAGGUGAAAGACAAAAAAUAUGAAGAAACUCUAGAAAUGAAACUUCUAUUGUCUGGUAAGAGCAGCGAGGAAAAUGCCGCUGAAGCGGGAUCUGGAUGGAUUACAGAAGCCAAGGAGCCUAUAUUCUCAAAGGGUCAAAGUAAAAGAAUUUGGAAUGAGCUUUACAAGGUCAUCGAUUCAUCAGAUGUUGUAAUACAUGUUCUUGAUGCCCGAGAUCCCUUGGGAACUCGAUGCCGAAGCAUCGAGAAAUAUAUCAAAGAAGAAGCGCCUCAUAAGCACCUCAUCUUUGUAUUAAAUAAAUGUGAUUUGGUUCCUACAAAUGUGGCGGCCAAAUGGGUUCGACGUCUUUCCAAAGAUUACCCCACUCUGGCAUUCCAUGCUUCUAUAAACAACUCUUUCGGGAAAGGAUCUCUAAUUCAACUCCUACGCCAAUUCUCUGCUCUGCACUCAGAUCGUAAGCAGAUAUCUGUCGGUCUGAUUGGUUACCCCAACACAGGUAAAUCUUCCAUUAUCAACACCUUACGCAAGAAAAAGGUGUGCACGGUAGCGCCCAUUCCUGGUGAAACCAAGGUGUGGCAGUACAUUACUCUGAUGCGUCGUAUCUUUCUGAUCGAUUGCCCGGGUAUUGUUCCUCCCUCGGCCACCGACACCGAAACCGAUAUUCUUCUUAGAGGUGUUGUCCGUGUCGAGAACGUCUCAAAUCCAGAACAGUACAUACCUGCUGUUUUGGAGAGGUGUAAGCAGCAACAUAUCGAGAGGACAUACGAGAUCAAAGGCUGGAAAAACGCAACCGAAUUCUGUGAGAUGCUGGCACGGAAGGGGGGCAGACUGCUGAAAGGCGGCGAAGCAGAUAUGGAUGGUGUCGCCAAAAUGGUACUAAAUGAUUUUAUGAGAGGGAAGCUUCCUUGGUUUACGCCUGUCCCCGAGAUGACUGAAGAGGAGGAAGCCAAGAAUGUCAUUGCGCUCAAAGGUAGAGAGGGCCGAUUGGGUGAAAUGAGGAAAAAGCGCAGCGCCGAUGAAAUGGAGGGCUCGCAGGUGGCGAGUACCACGGCCGGCGAUGGAGAGGAAGUCGAUGAGGAAUGGGGUGGGAUCAAUAGCGACGAUGAUAAUUUUGUUGAUGAGCAAGGUGAGGGCGAGUGGGAAGAUGAUGAGGAUAACGAGGACGAGAACGACGAAGAGGCGAGUGUCGAUGAAGACGAUAAUGCCACAUUGGUUGCUGACCAAGACACUUCGAGCGAAGAAGAACAUGUUAUAGUUAAACCCAGGGCCGAUGGGCGUAAAAGGAGGAAACAAAUCUGA